Messenger RNA from Mycotypha africana, 1104 nucleotides. RefSeq lists its product as uncharacterized. Bases 1 to 1104 code for a protein of 367 amino acids. The record is from RefSeq and is a predicted model, not a curated record. Gene Ontology annotation, molecular function: protein binding. Lineage: Eukaryota; Fungi; Mucoromycota; Mucoromycetes; Mucorales; Mycotyphaceae. The transcript has a single exon.
AUGACACCAGUGACUAUUACUGCGCUUCCAUUCGAAGUAUUAUACACUAUUUUACAACGCUUAUCAAAAGACGAUCUCAUACGGAGAUGCGCAUUCGUGUCGAAAACAUGGUGCUGCGUUGCACGCUCACUGUACCACCCUUGGGCAAAUAUUCGACUCAAAACAGACGAAGAUUUCAAGCGCUUUUUGAACAAUUUAUUGAGUGCUAGUCGUAUGAGUGAAUAUAUCAAGUCCAUCCAGAUUAACCUGAUGGAUACUGACAGAAAAGUAUCAUUGGAUAGACACGAAACUUUCAAAAGAAUCUUGAGCCAUUGCCAAAAUCUAAACGUAAUCUCCUUCGUUCCUAUAAAGCCGGAAACGAAGGAUCUUAUGGAUACAAUGAUGCGUUUUAUUACAAACUGUGAAAACAGCCGCGAUCAUUCCGACAGUUCGACAUGUUUACCCAAUCUUGAAAAGAUCCAUGUUAACUAUACUGACAACAUGGCUGUACGGAAAACCUACAUUUUGAUGAACUACCUUUGCCGAUCGAGUAUACGGUGGAUCAGACUUGAAUUUCAUAGAGAUAGGGAGUGUCUAAAUUACGUGAAUCAACAUUAUGGUGGAUUGAAGCGGUACUUGACCGCAUUUAGAAACCUGAACACCCUUCAUCUAUUGGUAGGAUUUGACCAAGAAUAUCCUAUAACGGAAUUACUGGACAAUUUGUUACAGUUAGAAGUCUUUUCUUUGCACUGUCCUUGUCUUUAUCUUGAGCAAGUACAGGAAGCUUUGACCAAGCAAUACCCUAAUCUCAAGAAUUUGACAAUUUCAGCUGGCGAGAUAGACAUCUCUAUACUACCAUUCAUACGAUACCAGUUCCCGAACUUAGAAACCUUGUGUGUCUUAGGAACAUUGAAAUGCGCUCGUACUUCUGUUGAUGUACAGCCCUCAGCAACAAUUCAGGACCAUCAGAUGUUAGACGACUUUGUCGAAUAUUUUGCUAAAUCAAAAAACAUCAAAGGCCUCUAUCUGCAACUUGACUACUUUACGAACUAUAUAAGGCGCUUUAAUCGAGUUGGAAUGAAGUUGAUCAAUGACUUUCACAACAGCUUUAGUGACACUCUUUGA